GUCUAGAGCAGAGGGUGAUGGGAGCUGCCUGUGCUAUAGGAAACACUUUUUAGGCGCUUGUUUUGUACUGUCCCUGGAACCCAACGCUGCAGCACUCGCAAUUUCACAACCAGCGUGAGUCAGCUGGGCCGGCUGCCGGACUGCGAGGGGAAGGUGGGUGAGGAGGGCUCCUCAGUCCCUGGGGGCAGGCAGGAUCGAGUGGUGACCAGAGAGCCCUAGAUGCGGUCCCUGCACCCGUAGGACAGGUGAGCGCCAGGCCAGGCUGGCCGCUGGGUGGAGCCGCGUGAGCCACCCUCCAGGGCGCCCUCGCCACUGCACAGAUUGCAUCUGGGUAUUGGCAGUCACCUAUUCGCCCGCCAAUGAAGUAUAUCCUGGUUACUGGUGGGGUCAUCUCAGGCAUUGGUAAAGGGAUUAUCGCCAGCAGCAUUGGGACUAUUCUCAAGUCAUGUGGACUCCGAGUUACUGCCAUCAAAAUUGACCCCUAUAUUAACAUCGAUGCUGGAACUUUCUCACCUUAUGAACAUGGUGAAGUAUUUGUUUUAAAUGAUGGUGGAGAAGUUGAUUUGGACCUUGGAAACUAUGAAAGAUUCUUGGACAUUAAUCUCUAUAAAGACAACAACAUCACCACUGGGAAGAUAUAUCAGCAUGUGAUCAACAAAGAGAGGCGCGGUGAUUACCUGGGGAAAACUGUUCAAGUUGUCCCCCAUAUUACUGAUGCUAUCCAGGAGUGGGUUAUGAAUCAAGCCAAGGUGUCUGUGGAUGGCAAUAAGGAAGAUCCCCAGAUAUGUGUUAUUGAGCUGGGAGGCACCAUUGGAGACAUUGAAGGAAUGGCAUUUGUGGAAGCAUUCCGACAGUUCCAGUUUAAAGCCAAGAAAGAGAAUUUCUAUAAUAUUCAUGUCAGCCUUGUGCCACAGCCCAGUGCUACUGGAGAACAAAAAACCAAGCCCACGCAAAACAGUGUCCGUGCGCUGAGAGGGUUGGGCUUGUCUCCGGAUCUGAUCGUCUGCCGUAGUUCAACCCCCAUUGAGAUGGCUGUGAAGGAGAAGAUUUCUAUGUUUUGUCACGUGAACCCUGAACAGGUCAUCUGUAUCCAUGAUGUUUCUUCCAUCUACCGAGUGCCUCUCCUUUUGGAGGAGCAAGGUGUGGUUAAAUAUUUUCAAGAGAGAUUGGGCCUGCCCAUCAAUGAUUGUUCAAGUAAUUUGCUUUUCAAGUGGAAAGCCAUGGCUGACAGGUAUGAGAGAUUGCAGAAAAUAUGUUCCAUAGCCCUGGUUGGUAAAUACACCAAACUCAGGGACUGCUACGCCUCUGUGUUCAAAGCACUGGAACACUCAGCCUUGGCCAUCAACCACAAGUUGAACCUGAUGUACAUAGACUCCAUUGAUCUGGAGCCAGUCACCAAAGCCGAGGAUCCUGUGAAAUUCCAUGAAGCUUGGCAGAAGCUGUGCUUAGCUGAUGGGAUUCUUGUGCCCGGAGGGUUUGGAAUCCGAGGAACAUUGGGAAAACUCCAGGCAAUUUCGUGGGCAAGGACAAAGAAGAUUCCAUUUCUGGGAAUUUGCCUUGGGAUGCAACUGGCAGUGAUUGAGUUUGCAAGAAACUGCCUGAACUUGAAAGAUGCUAAUUCUACAGAAUUUGAGCCAAACACUCCAGUCCCAUUGGUAAUUGACAUGCCUGAACACAACCCUGGCGAUUUGGGAGGAACAAUGAGACUGGGGUUAAGACGAACUGUUUUCACAACUGAAAACUCCAUACUGAAGAAGCUUUAUGGUGACGUUCCUUACAUAGAAGAAAGACACCGACAUCGCUAUGAGGUGAACCCUAACCUGAUCAACCAAUUUGAGAAUAAAGACCUUUGUUUUGUCGGUGAGGAUGUAGAUGGGAAGAGGAUGGAAAUUGUUGAGUUGACAAGUCAUCCAUAUUUCAUUGGUGUCCAGUUCCAUCCUGAGUUUUCCUCUAGGCCAAUGAAGCCUUCCCCUCCGUACCUGGGGCUCUUACUUGCAGCAACGGGGAAUCUGAAUGCCCAUCUGCAGCAGAUGAACAAGCUGCCAUACAGUGAUGGAUACAGUGAUGCCAGCGAUGACAGCUUUCCAGAGGCAAAGCUUGCUGAACUGGAUCUCAACUGAAGCUCUUUCUUGCCUCAGGAAUAGCAGAAGCUACCUAAGAGGCCUCUGAAGUCAUUAUACGGAAGAUGAAGGAAUUGUCUGAAGAAACCACCACACUGUUCCCUAGACAUGGGCUGUGAAGAUUCAAAGAGAAUCUGACAAUGUUUACUUCAUGCAACAGAACCAAAGGGGUCCUUUUCUUUUCCCUCCAGAGGCAGCCUGUAGUAGUCACACAUUUCUAUCCUUAAUUAAACGCAAUUCAGCAGCAAGCCCGGGCCCGGCAGAAAGUGGUUUUGUGUUUUCUCCAGGACAUAGUGAGUUCAAAGUGGUGAGCAGGAAGGGGGUGGGGAGAACUUUGCCUUCACAGUAUUACACGGGUAAGGGGCAUGUGCUGUAACCAAGGUUGGGUCUGUAGGUUAAUGUGGGAGUUAAGAUUAUUUCACGUUCUCGUUCUGUUUAUUUCCAAUACAUCCAUUUUCUCAAAUAUGAAAGGGAAAGAGGAUCUGAAAAUUCAGGAAUCAGGAUAAGUUGGGCCGAGUUUCAUCUCUUCAACCCACGCAGAGGAGCAAAUUGGCUCCAUGAGUCUUCUGACCCCAGCAUGCACACACAUAGACACGUAGACACUAAAAAACCUAAGGAGCAUUAAAAACAAAACAAAAAAUUUCCUUUUUAAUUCAAAUUACUUUUUACUAUUCUUUUGACAACUUCAUACAUAUAUAGAAUCAUUUUAGUCAUUUUAAUCUUUUCAGAGCACCUUAUUUAUUUCUUUGUUUAUUUGUUUAUUUAUUAUUUUUCAUAUCCCAGUCACUGCCCCAUCUUUUUAUUACACUCUCAUCCUGUUCUCACUGAAACCCUUCUUCUCAAAUAAGUCCCUCUUUUAUUUUCAUGUCUUUUUUGUUGCUUUGUCUUUUUCUUAUUGAGACAGCAUCUCACAGCAUAGUGCAAGCUGACGUGGAACUAACUGUGCAGUCCACUAUAAUCUUGACUUACUGUCAUCCUCCGGCCUCGACCGCCCAUGAGUUAGGAUUAUAGGUGUGACCUGGUCUCCUCUGCUCAAGAUCAGCAUUUUUGUUUGUUUGUGUGUUUUUUUUUUUUGAGACAUGUUUUCGAUACAUAGAUCUGGCUAUCCUGGAACUCACUAUGUAGACCAGGCUGGCCUCAAACUCACAAAGUUAUGCCAGCUUCUGCCUCUCAAGUGCUGGAGUUAAAGGCGUUGUAUACAAACACGCUUGGCUAACAUUUUUUUUAAUUGGAAAAAAUAACAAUUUUAAAGUGAAGUAUGCAGUGUCAUUUAUUGAUAGUGCACAGCUCUCAGUUUUAUGAAAUUAUUCCAGGAAUAACCUCUGUUCCCAUCAGCCGUCACUCCGGAGGCAUUCUUCUAUGCGCAUCCCCUGGCAACAGUUACAGCCAGAUUGAUCAGGGCAACUUGGAAAUAAAAGAAAUCACAGACCAACCUCUACAUGGGCAGACUUGUACUUUAACCAAAACAGCUGAAGGACACCUGUCUCCCCUUGGGAGUGAACACUUGUGCGCACGUGGCACGGAAGGGUUGGGGACUUCAUAGAACAGAAAAGAGGACUUUGGGCAUGGAAGAUUCCACCUGCAAGCUCAAAGCUCAGUUUCCCGAAGGCUCAAAGUGGCAGAUAGCAGGGGAGGUUGGUAUGCUGAUCCUCUUAUCAGGAGCAUCCUGACUCCUGACCCCCACCCUCAGGAUGUUUAUCAGUAAAGUCAACUUUCCAGUCCAGAGUUUCUCAGCCCACUGGAGACUUUUUUUUUUUUAAAGAUCAUUAACCCUUCUUUCCAGUCCUUGAGGACUGAUUAGAAGUAGGGAGUUGACAUAUUCUGUCAUUGGCUGUUUUCUUCAAGAAGAGGGACAACAGGGACAGGAGGGAGUGUGGAUAGGCUCUGUGCCCAGGACCUAAGGGGGCAUAGGCAGGAUUGACUUUUUGUAGCAGGAGGAACAUUUUAACUUCAUUGGCUACAGUGGAUUCUGUGGUUGCCUUUCCUAGAAGACUCUUGGGAAACAAUUAGCUGGGGUGAGGGUGAGGGCGUAUAGUAAGAUGAGACAUCAGACUGGGGACCCAGUAGGCAAUCUUAGCCAGGGGAGCUAUUUGCCCUAAUGCUAACCUAGUAAAGGCAGUGACUUAAUCCAGGACGAAGUUCUGUGGAAAGUUUGAAAGUUAGGGUAAAACCUAAGUAUGAGGAUUAUUAGAGUUAGGAGGGAAGAAGUGACCAAGGGGAGAACCUGAGUGGGAGGGACCCAAAGGCCCUCCAUGGUAGGGCCGUUGUUUUAGGAUUACUACUGCUAUGAUGAAACCCCAUGAUGAAAGGCAAGUUGGAGAGGAAAGAGUUUCAUAGUACACUGAGGGAAGCCAAGGUAAGGACUCCGUGGGGAACUUGGAGGAAGGAACUGAUGAUGCAGAACCUAUGAAGGAUUGUUCUUUACUGACUUGCUCCUCAUAUCUUGCUCAGCCUGCUUUCUUAGAGAAGCUAGGACCACUAGCCCAGGUGGGAUACCACCUACAAUAGGCUGGACCCUCCGCGUGAAUCAUUAAGAAAAUGGCUAAUGGGCUGAUCUUACGGAGGCAUUUUUUUUUCUUCAAUUGAGGUUCCCUCCUCUCAGAUGACUCUAGCUUGUAUCAAGUUGAUAGAAAACUAGUCAGCACACUCAUCAUUGAAUCUUUUCUGGUCCCUAUGCCUUUGAGCCCUAUCCUCUAAGGAGUUUUGGUUUGUUACUGCGGAAGCAACAUUGUUCCUGGAGAAGGAUGCAGAUACCAUCUUCAGCAGUGGGCAGGAUUCCUAGUCUGCUAGCAUUUUGAAAUACUGAAGCAGCCAAAGAAGCGAGCUAGUCCUGAAGGAUGUGAAGAUGAUCUGAAAUUGCUUUAAGGUUUCCUGAGAGCUGGUGAGACAGCUUAACUGAUGCACGGAAGCCUCCAGUCUACUGUUUUAGUUCAGAGUCCUGAAAAAAGGGCCCAGAGUGGCAAGAAGAGGGAUGAGUUGAAUGGCUCAUUAGUCCCUCUUUCAGAGGUCACCCGAACUGCUUUUAGGAGGUUGGGUGCACAGAACUCUUAACUGCUUAGAGCUGACAAAGGGGUGAUGUAGGAAGGGCAGCUUAAUCAAGUGCCUCAGAGGAGGGUCCAUCUAAGGGGCCACCGUAAACUUAACAGAUGGCAAAGAUACAGAACAUAAGACAGCCAUUUGAUGACAACGUUUUAUCUCAGUUAGAGGAAACUGGGCCUAGAGAUUUCAGCAGAAAUAGUAGGCAUCGGGACCCCGCUUCUCACUGACAGCAGCCUGCCUAGCACUUGGCUGAUUAUCCUUUGAGUCUCUGUUGGGACCUGUAAAUCUCAAAGUGUUAGCUCCUUUGGUUAGCAUGCCAGUGUGGGAGGCAUGUGGCUGGGAACAUCUUUAUGUCCUCUUUGAAGCCAGUAAAUGUAUCAUGCAAAGACUGUAUCAAAGUGAAAACAAAACAUUAAAAUCACAAAAUAACA
This is a messenger RNA of Mus musculus (house mouse), 5590 nucleotides long. It is a transcript of the gene Ctps2, whose product is annotated as cytidine 5'-triphosphate synthase 2. Gene Ontology annotation, molecular function: CTP synthase activity; identical protein binding. Gene Ontology annotation, biological process: 'de novo' CTP biosynthetic process; CTP biosynthetic process; pyrimidine nucleotide biosynthetic process. Gene Ontology annotation, cellular component: cytosol; cytoplasm; nucleus. NCBI's taxonomy places the organism in Eukaryota, Metazoa, Chordata, Mammalia, Rodentia, Muridae. The transcript is spliced from 19 exons. The record is from RefSeq and is marked validated. The coding region runs from base 360 to 2120 and encodes 586 amino acids.